Messenger RNA from Eucalyptus grandis, 980 nucleotides. Its product is annotated as kynurenine--oxoglutarate transaminase 1. Gene Ontology annotation, cellular component: cytoplasm. Gene Ontology annotation, biological process: biosynthetic process. The record is from RefSeq and is a predicted model, not a curated record. NCBI's taxonomy places the organism in Eukaryota, Viridiplantae, Streptophyta, Magnoliopsida, Myrtales, Myrtaceae. The coding region runs from base 141 to 782 and encodes 213 amino acids. Gene Ontology annotation, molecular function: L-kynurenine:2-oxoglutarate transaminase activity; pyridoxal phosphate binding. The transcript is spliced from 6 exons.
GGAAAAAAAAAAAUGUAGCGAAGGUCCCAACAUUCAUAUAAUUUCAAGGCUAUGCAUGGUAUAAACAGGAAAAGAUAACCGUUGGUGCGUGCCUGGGAGCGACCGUGACGCGUGGGAUAAGGUGAAGUGCGAAGGUGAACAUGAAGGAGAAGCUAUCGGCGGUCGCGGAGACAUUCUCGCCGUCGCCGAUUCAGCAGCUGUCUCACCUCGCUCAGCGCUGCAACGCCAUCAACCUCGCCGAGGGCUUCCCCGACUUCCCCGCGCCUCCCCUCCUCAAGAGUGCCGCUGUCUCCGCCAUCAACUCCGACUUCAACCAGUACAGGCACGUGCAAGGUAUUUGCGACCGUCUGGCCAGGAUAGUGAAGGAUACGCACGGUCUUGAAGUCGACCCACUCACUGAUAUCGCCAUUUGCUGCGGUCAAACCGAGGCUUUUGCUGCUGCCUUCUUUUCCGUAAUCGACCCAGGUGAUGAAGUUAUACUGUUUGAUCCUUCCUAUGAGACAAACGAUGCUCGCAUCUCCAUGGCUGGGGGAGUGCCAGUUUUUUUGGGCCUUGACCCGCCUCAUUGGACUUUGGACAAUGAAAAAUUCUUGAGGUCCUUCACCAGCAGAACUAAAGCUGUGGUAUUAAACAGUCCCCAUAAUCCAACUGGAAAAGUCUUCAGCAAGGAUGAGCUUGAAGUAAUUGCUACAGCUUGCUGCACAAAUGAUUGCCUGGUUGUCAUAGACGAAGCUGGAGGAUUGGAUGGGCAAUUGCCUCCCCUGCCAUCGCAUCGGCCAUAAAGAACAUACAUAUCAGAAUCACAGAUUCAGCUCCAGCACCUUUCCGGGGGGCUGCAUUGACCGCUCUUGAAAGUCAGCCACAAUAUUUUGAAUCACUGAGACAAGUAGAUAGAAAUGCUUCUCUCUUGCUUUUAGUAUACUCUGAGACCUUAAUCAGUUUAAAGCAUGUAUGAGGAUUUGAACUAAGCAAUAACUGAC